CGACCGGGAGUGGCAAGUUAGGCAGUCAUGGCUGAGGUGAGGGGUAGCUUUUCAGCCGGGGAGGGGGGUGCGGAGUAGCGGCGUCGCUCUCCCUGAGGCGAUUCCCGUCCUCCUCCGUUAGCGGUCCGUAUCGAGGAGCCCCCCCCCCCACAAUAGAAACUCCUCUCACGGACUCCCCUUCUCAAAAAAGGCCCUCCCUUCCUUUCCCCUUCUCCCACAGUAAGAAAAGCCCCUGACCGCCCCCCCUCAAGUUUACAUAGGAGUUCAUAUACUCUUUCCUCAGAUACUAUUGCCUUUGUUCAGGCUCCUCUUUUUUAGUUUUCCAAAUUAAAACUUCUCCCCUUCCCUUUCCAUAGACAGGCACACUAACCCCCUCCCUUGGCCUUAAGUUCAGUAGGCCGCCACGAGUUCUCAGGUAGUCGCAAUUGGUCCCAAAUCUGGUUUGCCAAAGGACCCCUCCCCCUCCCAGGACACAUUGACCCCCCCCAAGGCACUUGAUGUAAGAAGCACUUUGCGCUCCCCCCCCCCCCGCCCUUGUAAGCAAGUCCUUGGGCUGCGCGGUCUCAUCUGGCUUGGCAAAGGGCACCCCAGCUCUUCUGUUCUCCGCUGGUUUCUUGCCUGCCUUCCUCCAGCUAUUUCUUCAUCGUGUUUCUUGCUGAGUUCUUUGCCUUUGUUGCUUUCUCUAGCCACCCUCAAUAAACUACAUACCCGCCUUUUGGCUUUGCCCACCCUGCAAAAAAAUUGAAUAAGCCCAUAUUCUCUGAAAAAGUCAGAGUGUGAGAUAAACUGCAGCGGAUCUUACCGUAUUGUAGUUUCUUCCAUCAAGGGCUGAGGCAACUUUGGCAAAUUCUCUUAUAUUCUCCCCCCUCUCCCACGAGAAUCCUUGUCUGCACCUCUUUCAUCAAAGUCAAACCAUAGCUAAAGGCCCCUUGGUAUCUGAAAGCGUGGCAAGGAGGUGCUUUGCCUCUUCAUUGUUUAGGUAGUUUUCCCAUUCAAGUAUCAAGAAAACCCUGUAACGAAUAGGGAGUGUUUUUUCCUACAGAAGUUGUCAGAGCUCUUCCUACCUGUGAUUUAGGCAACUUUGUGAAACUGUCACUUCAAAAAGGGCAGCACUUAGAUACCUGUUUGUACCUCAACACUUUCUUAUCAGGGAUAUAAAUAUUAGGGUUAAAAACAAGGCUCAGAGGCAUGUUAGAGUUGCUAGGCCUCAGCCUUUUCUUCCAGAGAAGGCAAGAAGGGGCUAAGUGUGCCUCCUAGGUUUUUUUUUGUGUGGCUUGUCUCCUGCCCGUUGAAGCCUCUUGUUCUGUGGUGCAGCAGGGUCCAGCUGUGCCCUUGGUGGCGUAGUAGGCUUUCCAGGCCUUUUGCCAUGGCUGGUGCCAUUGCAUCUCGGAUGAGUUUCAGCUCUCUGAAGAGAAAGCAGCCGAAAACGUUCACAGUGCGGAUUAUGACCAUGGAUGCAGAGAUGGAAUUCAAUUGCGAGGUGAAAUGGAAAGGAAAGGACUUGUUUGAUCUGGUAUGUAGGACCUUAGGCCUCCGUGAAACCUGGUUCUUUGGACUGCAGUACAUGAUCAAGGACACUAUGGCCUGGCUCAAAAUGGACAAGAAGGUCCUGGACCAUGACGUCCCCAAGGAGGAGCCAGUCACUUUUCACUUCCUAGCCAAAUUUUAUCCAGAGAAUGCUGAGGAGGAGCUUGUUCAAGAGAUAACUCAGCACUUAUUCUUUCUUCAGGUAAAGAAGCAGAUCUUAGAUGAGAAGAUCUACUGUCCACCUGAGGCAUCUGUUCUCCUUGCCUCCUAUGCAGUCCAAGCAAAGUAUGGAGAUUACGAUCCCACGGUUCACAAGCGGGGCUUCCUGGCUCAAGAGGAGCUACUUCCCAAGCGGGUUAUAAACCUUUACCAGAUGACCCCAGAAAUGUGGGAGGAAAGAAUAACAGCCUGGUAUGGCCAACAUCGAGGCAGAGCCAGGGAUGAGGCUGAAAUGGAGUAUCUGAAGAUUGCUCAGGACCUAGAGAUGUAUGGUGUGAAUUACUUUGCUAUUAGGAAUAAGAAAGGAACUGAACUGCUGCUGGGAGUUGAUGCCUUGGGUCUCCACAUAUAUGACCUGGAAAACAAGUUGACCCCCAAAAUCUCCUUUCCGUGGAAUGAGAUUCGGAAUGUCUCUUAUAGUGACAAGGAGUUUACGAUAAAGCCAUUGGAUAAAAAAACUGAUGUGUUCAAAUUCAACUCCUCAAAGCUACGUGUAAAUAAACUGAUCCUUCAGCUGUGCAUUGGGAACCAUGACUUGUUCAUGAGGAGGCGGAAAGCAGAUUCCCUUGAGGUCCAGCAGAUGAAAGCACAAGCCAGGGAGGAGAAGGCCAGGAAACAGAUGGAGCGCCAACGUUUAGCCCGAGAGAAACAGAUGAGAGAAGAGGCUGAGCGAACAAGGGAUGAGUUAGAGAGGAGGCUGUUGCAAUUAAAAGAGGAGGCAACAAUGGCUAAUGAAGCCCUGAUGCGUUCUGAAGAAACAGCAGACUUACUGGCUGAAAAAGCCCAGAUUACAGAAGAGGAAGCAAAACUCCUGGCUCAGAAAGCAGCUGAAGCAGAGCAGGAGAUGCAGCGGAUCAAGGCUACAGCCAUCCGGACAGAGGAUGAAAAACGCCUUAUGGAGCAAAAGGUACUAGAGGCAGAGAUGUUGGCACUGAAGAUGGCAGAAGAAUCUGAACGAAGGGCAAAGGAGGCAGAUCAGCUCAAGCAGGACCUGCAGGAAGCUCGUGAUUCUGAGCGCAGAGCCAAGCAGAAGCUUUUGGAAAUUACCAGCAAGUCAUCUUACACACAGCCCAUGAAUUCAAGUACAACCACACUGCCUGCCGACUUGCCGACCUUCAGCCUCAUCAGUGAAAGCUUGUCCUUUGACUUCAAGGAUACAGACAUGAAGAGAUUGUCCAUGGAGAUAGAGAAAGAGAAAGUGGAGUACAUGGAGAAGAGCAAGCAUCUCCAAGAGCAGCUAAAUGAGCUGAAGACUGAAAUAGAGGCUCUAAAGUUGAAGGAGAGGGAGACAGCUAUGGAUAUAUUGCACAAUGAGAACAGCGACAGGGGAAAUAGCAAACACAACACCAUCAAAAAGCCUCAAGCCCAGGGCAGAAGACCUAUCUGCAUUUGAGACUUCAAAGUAGGCUAUUCCAAGCUCACCUUGCAAAGCACAAAGUCCCGUGUGGCCUUCUUCGAGGAGCUGUAAUAAGUGAGCCAGUACUUUCUCCUGAGCCAGCUCACACCCGAUGGAACCUUCUGGAGGACUCAGCUGCAAUCUCUCCCUGGUUGCCAUCUGGACUGGGACCUUCUUCACAUGCAGUGGACUUUGGCUGUCGGAGGAGUCCAGUGUGAUGCUCUUUAGCAUAGAAUUAUAGUUUUUAAUAAUCUUUGUAUAACACACAGCUGUGAUAUAUCUUUUAGCUUUUUAAAGUGUUUGUAUUGACUGUGACUUGUAAUCUCCUCCUGAGACAGAAAGGCAUCGUAGCAUUGUUCUUUUCCCCAGCUGGCCCUCCCUAGGAGUGCCGUGAAUGAUGCUUCUUCCCCCUGCAGGCAGAGAGGGGUAGCCUUUUGCUGAAGCUCCCAUGUAUAGAUUUUUAACCUUAGUGUCUACAGUUCUGCCCAAAAACCCAUUGUAUGGUUUUGGUGCUUGUGCAACAAAAUGAACUCUUUAGCCAGGAUCCUCAUUGAACUGUACAAGAGUCUGGACUGGGAGUGCUCUGGCAUCUCUCACGGACUCUCGCCCUCUUCCUGAGCCAUUUCAAGGGGAGGAAUGUGUGCUGAGCUUUGAAGGAGGGCCUGUCUUGGUUUGCGUCGUACUCGGAGAAGAUGAAAUCCUUCAUUAGUUUGGUGCUUGGCGAGUGCAACUCCCACUUUUACGGUUUGAUGAGGUACAUCUUUUUGGAAUUUUGCAAAUUUGGGGGUUUUUUUAAAAGCAAAAACUGGGGCUGCACCUGGCAAGGAAGAAGGGAGAAUAUGAGGUACUGGGAAAUUGGAAGUGCAGUAGCUCUGACAAGGUGCUGUGCAGGAUGCAGAAUGUAUCUGUAUGCACGCAACAGACCUCUAGCACUGACCACUGAAAAUCCUGCCCUCUAGGGAUUUUGUCUUUAGAAGACUUAUGCUGGCCCGUCUUUCUUUCUUUUUCUUUUUUUGUCCAGCCACCAUAGCUGGAAUCUUGCUUUCAUACAACAACAUGGUUGGUUUUAUUCCAUCAGAAAUGUGUAGCCAUGCAGAAUACAACACCCAAAGCAUUGUGAGAUGAUUACCUAGUGGGCAAAAUGGGUACACUGCCCUACUGCUCAUCUUCAAGUGGUUUUUAAAAAUCUUUUUGUCAUUAAAAAAAAAAUCACAAGACGUGUAUUUUUUUUUUAAAUCUUAGACAACGGUCUACUUUUCAGGCAGUAAACAGUUCCCUUUUCCAUAUCAUUAGCAAGGUCAUAAAAUAUAAGAAGCUGAAAGUUGUAAAGGUUGGUGUUCUAACCCAAGUGGAGUUUCUGUAAGGUUCAAAGCAAUAUUGUUAGCAAAAAAAAUCGCAACAACAAUAGCUUUCCCCACUGCCACACCUGUAAACGUAGUUUUGUCUCGCUCAUCCCUCAUGUAAUCUCUCUGCAGACGCAAGCAGAAGACUGCACUUACUAGCAAAAGCUCUUCAAGUGACAAUGGCUUGCUUUGACAAAGAGAGUGAGCCAGUAGAGUCAAAUCCACAUGGUUGUCCAGGCAGUUGCCAGGUUCAGCCUCUUGAGGCUCAAACGCCCCAAUAACUUAAACACGGCUUCCUACUUAACAAACUGUUUUCUGGAUGCCUGAUAAGGAUGGGCCUUUGGAGUAAAAGACAUUUGAUCCCAACAGCUCUCUCUCUUACCGUUAAGGGCUUGUUACAUUUUCAAAGCUGCUUUUGUAUACCCAUUAAUUUUGAAACUGACAUCUUCUAAGUGCUGCUGUUUUUUUUCCCCUUUAUGCUUUUACCCUGCAUGCAUUGAAGCCUUAGGGAUGUACACCUGUAUCCAUCUUUUCCUGAGAAAGCCACAAGACUUGCAGUAGAAUUGUUUUUAGUGUCUAAGAUGGUUGUCUAGGUUGUUACUGAACUGAUGUCCAGCUGCUCUUAAGUGGACCAAGGCCUCCAAAGUUGUCACCCACCAUCUAGUUUCUUUCAAUCCAGCCACUAUCAGUCAAAAUUUAAACUUUUCAAAUUCUACUUAUGUUUACUCUGCAUUCAUGCUUUGACACAGACUAUCUGCUGCAACUGGUUUGUCUUUGCCUCUACUUUGUGGAACCAGGGAGCAGAUAGUACCACAGCAUUGAAGUAGGAGGUAGGAGUGCAAGCUAGAUUUUCUGCCAUGGCCAGGUCCACACGCCCUUCUGAUCCUCUCCAAAAACCUCUGUCUGCCCAUUGAACUGACACCUGUGGUGCAGAUUGGCUGUCCAGUUUUAGAACAAUGUUAUUGCAUUUCAACAGGGGAAAAUGCUGUUUGCUGUCUAAAGCAUGGAGCAGCCCUGUACUGAUGUACCUGGCUGUCUGUUACAGAGCAGGGACUCUGGCCUGGGAGUGGCAUAAUAUCUAGAUAGUCUGAUUCCUGGCACUCUUCUCUUAAGCAUUGCCACUAGGUACCAGGCUUAAGUUUGGCCCAGAUGUUCAGCCCAAGGCUUGAUGCAGUAAACCUACUUGCCCUGGCUUGUUUUAGCAGUUGAAUUUUCUUAGCACUUUUAUUUUUAAAGAUGUCCUCAUCUGAACUGAAUCUUUCAGAAAAGUUUGUCUGAAAUUCAGAUGUCUGAAGCAGCCUCUCCCACCUGUCCCCUGUUAUAUUUUUCCUUAUACAAGAUCCGGUACAGGUAGACACUAUUUUCUAUUUCCAUGGAUUGUUAUAUACUCUGCACAACCAACUGUUUUAUUGUUUAGGUUUAAUAAAAAUUCUGAACAUUUGGA
Eublepharis macularius is the source of this 5929-nucleotide messenger RNA. It is a transcript of the gene NF2, whose product is annotated as NF2, moesin-ezrin-radixin like (MERLIN) tumor suppressor. NCBI's taxonomy places the organism in Eukaryota, Metazoa, Chordata, Lepidosauria, Squamata, Eublepharidae. The record is from RefSeq and is a predicted model, not a curated record. The transcript has 17 exons. Gene Ontology annotation, molecular function: actin binding; cell adhesion molecule binding. The coding region runs from base 1367 to 3139 and encodes 590 amino acids. Gene Ontology annotation, biological process: regulation of gliogenesis; positive regulation of early endosome to late endosome transport; regulation of cell shape. Gene Ontology annotation, cellular component: cytoskeleton; adherens junction; plasma membrane.